ACUUUUUCUAUCUCGCGGUCCUUUCUUCCCGAGUGGAGGACCGGUGUUUCCUGGCUGCCACGCGUGGGGCGUACCGGCUGCAGACGGCUGGAAGCCUUGCUUUCCAAGGGCGCGCGUGUGUGCGCCUUGCAUUGAAUCACGACCACGCGAAGGGUUCCUACCCCUUUGCAAUGCCUUGGGCAAUCACCAUCAUCCAAAGAGAAGAACAGGAGUGAAAAUCAGACGCGACGGAAACCAAGAGCAUAACAAGAAGAGAGAAAAGUCGGCUAAAUCUGAUUUGCAGCCGCGUCAUUCAGGAUACGGCUCCGUGUCUUUCUGGCGCUGCAAGUCAGCCCUGUAUCUCUCCUGCCGUGCCUUAACGGCUCUCUCUGGGAAGUGACCUAUCCCUCCCCCCCCCCUCCAGCCAAGAUACACUGCAAAUUUAGGGAAAGAAAAAUUGGAUCCAUGGAGGUAUAUUUCUAAAAGAAAAAUGAAGCUGUCUUCUUUUUUUGCAGGAUUUAUCCAGAAGAUGAACCUAUAUAAAGAGGAAAUAGGCACGGUGAUCCCUGGGAUGGUGGUUUUUUUUUUCCCUUGCCUUUUUAAUGUUCUUUUUAAGAAUACUUGCCUCUGUCUUUUAGGCAAUCUGGACUAAAGCUGCCUGUGAUUAUUGACAGAAACGAAUUUAUCUGUAGAAGCAGUAUGCUGAAUAAUAGGCUUCUGUGAACAUUUUCCCUUGCUCAGCCUGGACGGUGGUCUUGCAGUUAAUCUGGAAAGAUGCCUUUACUCCUCAAAAGGGCAUUAUAUAUCUCCAUCAGGUGUAAGAUGUCCCACAAUGCUACUUUUCUUUCGUAUCUUUCUCUUCGGACAGAAAAACCUUGUCUACCUCAUGCUGUUCCCUCAAGGAAAUAUUGCUCCAGGUCAAACAAGGAUACAGUGGAUAUGUCAUUGUUUCCUGCAGAAAAUAUUAGAAAUUUUAGCAUAGUGGCCCACGUGGAUCAUGGAAAGAGUACGUUAGCAGAUCGCCUGCUGGAAAUAACAGGAGCCAUUGCCAAAACCGGCCAUAAUAAACAAGUGCUGGAUAAACUGCAGGUGGAACGAGAAAGAGGAAUCACAGUCAAAGCCCAGACGGCUUCCCUCAUUUAUAACCACCAAGGAACCAAUUACCUCUUAAAUCUCAUUGAUACGCCUGGUCAUGUGGAUUUUAACUACGAAGUGUCGCGAUCUCUGUCGGCUUGUCAAGGAGUCCUCUUAGUGGUAGAUGCAAAUCAGGGUAUCCAGGCUCAAACUGUGGCCAAUUUUUACCUCGCCUACGAAGCCCAACUCUCAAUCAUUCCUGUUAUAAAUAAGAUCGACCUCAAGAAUGCAAAUCCAGAGGUGGUGGAAAAUCAAAUUGAGAACACCUUUGAUAUUCUCAAAGAGGAUUGCAUUAGAAUUUCAGCUAAACUUGGAACAAAUGUUGAAAGAAUACUUCAGGAAGUCAUUGAAAAGAUCCCUCCGCCGGCAGUUAAUAUCCACGAGCCGCUGAAAGCCUUGGUGUUCGAUUCUACUUUCGAUACUUACCGAGGGGUGAUUGCAAACAUCGCACUGCUGAGUGGAGAAAUUCAUAAAGGACACAAGAUCACAACUGCUCACACGAAGAAGAUUUACGAAGUUCAUGAAAUUGGGAUUUUGACGCCCAACGAGCAGCCAACCCAAAAGCUAUACGCCGGCCAGGUUGGAUAUAUGAUCGCUGGGAUGAGAGAGAUUACGGAUGCUCAAAUAGGAGAUACGGUCUAUUUGCAUAACCAACCCGUGGAGCCGCUUCCUGGGUUUAAAUCUGCCAAACCCAUGGUCUUCGCAGGAGUGUUUCCAACGGACCAGUCUGAAUAUUCCAACUUGAAAAGCGCCUUAGAAAAACUGACCCUCAAUGACUCAAGUGUUGCUGUUCAAUGUGACAGCAGCCUGGCUUUGGGAGCUGGGUGGAGAUUGGGGUUCCUUGGCCUUCUACAUAUGGAAGUUUUUAAUCAGCGCUUGGAGCAAGAACACAACGCGUCGGUCAUCUUGACAGCCCCCACCGUUCCAUACAAGGCAAUCCUUUCUUCUCCAAAAUUGAUAAAGGAGUAUAAAAAAGAGGAAAUCACAAUCAUAAACCCUGCAGAGUUUCCUGACAGUUCCGUGGUGAAAGAAUACCUGGAGCCAUUUGUGUUAGGCACUGUGGUCACGCCUAAGGAAUAUAUUGGAGAAAUAUUAGCUCUUUGCCAGACACGAAGAGCCGUUCAGAAGGACCUGGUGUACAUUGAUGAACAGAGAGUCAUGAUGGUUUAUCUCUUCCCACUGAAUGAAAUUGUAGUGGAUUUCUUCGAUGCAUUGAAAUCCUUAUCGUCCGGCUAUGCCAGUUUUGACUAUGAAGAUGCAGGAUACCAGCCUGCGGAUCUCGUCAAAGUGGAUAUUUUAUUGAACGGAAAAGCGGUAGAAGAGCUGAUAACCAUUGUGCCUAGAGAGAAAGUCUACUCUGUUGGUAAAGCCAUGUGUGAACGAUUAAGAGACCUUAUUCCCAGGCAAAUGUUUGAAAUCGCUAUCCAGGCAGCUCUCGGAAACAAAAUAAUUGCCAGAGAAACGAUAAAACCUUUUAGGAAAGAUGUUCUGGCAAAAUGUUACGGAGGCGAUAUUACCAGGAAAAUGAAACUUUUGAAGAGGCAAGCCGAAGGGAAGAAGAUGAGGAGAAUUGGGAACGUGGAGGUGCCAAAGGACGCGUUCAUCAAAGUUCUCAAGAAGCAGCUCGACAAAUAGACGUUGCGCUUCUUGAUGACCCGUUGACCCAGCUGUUUACAAACUGGGUAUUAUCCUGAACUUGAUCCCAUCUAUCCGUGUAUAGAUUUGACACCAUCCUACUGCAAUUGUUCAAUAAAGCAGCAAAGCUGAGGACCUAAAA
Messenger RNA from Crotalus tigris (Tiger rattlesnake), 2890 nucleotides. It is a transcript of the gene GUF1, whose product is annotated as GTP binding elongation factor GUF1. The record is from RefSeq and is a predicted model, not a curated record. The transcript has 18 exons. Gene Ontology annotation, molecular function: GTP binding; GTPase activity; mitochondrial ribosome binding. The coding region runs from base 754 to 2748 and encodes 664 amino acids. NCBI's taxonomy places the organism in Eukaryota, Metazoa, Chordata, Lepidosauria, Squamata, Viperidae. Gene Ontology annotation, biological process: positive regulation of translation. Gene Ontology annotation, cellular component: mitochondrion.